Messenger RNA from Sorghum bicolor (sorghum), 2347 nucleotides. RefSeq lists its product as uncharacterized. The transcript is spliced from 2 exons. Bases 435 to 1940 code for a protein of 501 amino acids. The record is from RefSeq and is a predicted model, not a curated record. NCBI's taxonomy places the organism in Eukaryota, Viridiplantae, Streptophyta, Magnoliopsida, Poales, Poaceae.
CACGUUAAAAGCAUUCACAUGUCGCGUCACGCCAACCUAACCCGCACCGUGCAACGUGCUGGUGUGCCCGUUGCAAAUAAGCGCCAAUUCGAUCAGCCCCUUAUUAGCGAAAGUCAGCAAACAAACCCACACCUGCAGCAUCACGCUGAUGCGUGCCGCUUCCGCCGAAUUUAAAACCCCUCCUUGCUCCAUCCAAUCGCUCCUUGUUUUGCCUGUUUUUGUUGAGGCGGUCAGCGUUCCGUGGCCGCGCCAGCCUUCCGAGACCCUCCACCAAACCAGGCUCCAAGAACGCAACAACAAGAGCACAGCACGCAGAAAGAAUCAACCGGCCGCGCACCCGCACCGCACCACCAAAAAGAGCAUCGUGAUUCGUGAUGUCCGCCGUCGCUCCAUCGACGCAGCUCCGGUAACAGCGGUAGGAACGCGCGUGCAGCAUGGCGGCGCUGUGGCUUAGGCUGCUGCUCGCCGUGGGGCUCCCCAUCGCGGCGCUGGUCGCGGUCGUGUUUCUGGUGUACCGUCGCAGGAGCCUGCCCCGUAACGCGCCACCGGAGCUGCCGGAAGUUUCCCCUACGGCCGGUGCGAAGCCGCCGACGGCGAGCCCCGGGCUGGCGAAGCUCAACAUGAGGUACAACGCCGCCAGCGGCCGCGUGGGGCUCCGGUUCCAGCAGUUGCACCAGCACCAGCACCACGCCGUGAGGCACCGUGGCUCGGGCGGCGGCGCCCAGCAGGGCCCGUUCCAGUGGGCCGACCACCCGCGGCUGGUGACGGAGGCGGCGGAGAACGGGUGGGCGCAGUUCGUGUUCGCGGUCGCGCCGCCGCGGUCCAAGUCCGCGUCGUUGUCGCCGCUGUGGGGGACGUGCCCGCUCUGCGACGCCGGGACGAGCCGCGACAUGGCGGAGGCGGCCGCGUGGGAGCUCCCCGCGGGGUCAUCCGAGAGGAUGCAGGCGGUGCGGCUCAACCCGGCUGCCGCCGCCGCCGCGUCCGGCAGGAAGUGGCUCCCCGGAAGCAUCCCGAGCCCGCUCCGCGGCGACACGGACGGCGCGGGGGCGGGGAACCCCAGCGCGCUGUGCAUCGCCAGGAUGAGCCUGCCGCUGCCGGGCCCGCCCCUCGCCGGCGCGCCGUUCCCGCAGGACGCCUACUUCGAGAUCACCAUCAUCUACCUGAACACGAAACGGCCGGAGUGGUCAGCGUCCAGGGCGAGCAGGCGUGGGCGGGACGGCUCCAGCGAGAGCGACCGCGUCAAGCUCAUCAGUUUUGCACCGGACGCCAAGAACCCGGCCCAAGAAAACAGAGCCGCCGCCAAGGACGGUGAACAAGACAAACGGAGGCAUCUGGUCAUGUCGCUCGGCCUCGCCACCGCGUCCACCGCUCCACAACGGCCGUCGCUGGCCGGAACGUACGCGUCGUCCAUCGGCUUCCACUCCGACGGCGCGGUCUACCUCGACGGGAUGAAGCUGGUGUACGAAUCGGACAAGUCGUCGUGGGCGGGCGUGGACAAGGUGGUGGGGUGCGGCUUCGAGCCGGCGAAGCGGAAGGUGUUCUUCACGGUGGACGGGGAGCUGGUCCACGCCGUGAGCUGCAACGCGGAGGCGUUCUCGAGCCCGCUGUACCCGGUGCUGGCGUCCAGCUUCGACGUGAUGGCGCUGGUCAACCUCGGGCAGGGCAAGUUCCGGUACGCGCCGGCCAACGCGCGGCGCACGGCCAACCCGUGCUUCGUGCGCGCCGCGUCGGCGGUGGACGACGCCCGCGGCGGGUCGAUGGGCCUCGACUUCGACGACAGCGGCGAGCUCUUCUCCGUGGGGCGGGUGGACUCCGGGUGGCUGGAGACGGCGAAGGUGAGCAGGAGCAGGAAGGAGAGCAUCGGCGGCUCCGGCUCCGCGUUCGUCGUCGGCGACCCGGAGGCCGAGUCCGACCUGUUCGAGAUCCCGCUGCGAGACUGAUGAUGAACGGUGAUGGCCGGAGACCGACAGGUGGCCCAUUUGUCAAACAGGAAUUAGUUGUAGUUAAUGACGAAUGGUCACGGCGAUACUGACACAUGCUUAGGAGUUAGGACACGCAGGUUGAUUUGGCUCUUGUUGUUGCUGCUGUUGAUGUAUCAUCGUCUAGCUGUUGUUAUCUAGGUAGGUUAAAAGGAUGAAAAGCUUGUCUCAUGUAAUGAGCUUGUGAUUCGUUGUUUUCUUCUUUUAUUCCCUGGUGUGUGUCUUUUUAUCUUAUAUAUGCUUUAGUUUGUACAGAUGGUGGAGGUAGAUUCUGCAACUAGAAUUUCGAAUAAAGAGGAGAAAAGAAGUGCCUAGAAAACCCCACAAUUUGAAAAGAUGAAUCUUCCUGUGAUUCACAUUUGCAUAUA